GCCAAAUAAUGUUGCCAAGAUGUAGCGGAGCACUCAGCUCACUAAAAAACAUAACACAUAGAAACCAUAUUCAUGGUUCUGCUGCAGCUGUGGCUCCAGCUCCUACUCCCACCAAACAACCGGUAAAUCUGGAUAAAUUGUUUUGGUCUAAGCCUUGUUCCUUGGCUUUGCCCCUGGAUUCUCCCCACACAAUUUAGGAGCCACAGUAUGAGGGCAUUAAGCGUUUUAUUCUCCAGCUCAUGUUGUUUUAUAGUAAACACUAAACAAAGCAAGUCUAUUCGAGACGCAAAUGUGAUAUAUCGGCGAGUCGUUUUGCAGGUUGAUAAACCUGCCAUAUAUGAAGAGGGUAAGGAAGGCGUUGAGCUUGGUCAAUAUCUGUAUGAGAUCUACAAUCAUGACGUAGAGCUGAGAGUAUCCAAAGCUGGGGUUAACUUACGGUUGUCAAAAUGGAUGAAGGAGUCGGAGAAAAUAUUCUAUGGAAAUAUUGUUGCUUAUGAUGCUGCCAUGCUUCCAGAGGCUAAACAGGAUGAACUACAAAAUGCAGUGACUUGGGUAAUAGCCAGGGGUCCUUGGGUGAGGAAUAUCUUUUCUGAUGAUGGUACUUCAAAGCCAGAUGAUGCUGCAUUACGGGCAGUUCAGGCUAUGACAAGGUAUGUCCGUCGGGAAGUCAGUUGCCUAUCUUUAACUGGCAAAGAAGCUAUCUUUUCUGGGAAUUUCAUGUUCACCCCAUUAGAGAUUAUAGGAUCUGGUCCAUUGAGAAAGUAAAAUGGCUAAGAAUCCAUUAAUGCAUAAUGGAGAUCAUGUUGAAAGCAUUCUCGCAGAAGGAGAAAGGGAUUGUAGUCUCUUCUGUUAAUUUAUCAUUGUAAAGUGGGUGCAUUGUCAUCUGAAGCGACUACUUCGUUAUAAGCUUACAUUCAAGUGGUUCUGCGAUAAAGUGAUCAAGUUGAUGAUUUGUUCAAAGUUGUUGAUUGCUUAACUGUAUUACAAUUGAAUUCGAUUUUUAUUUUUUGGGUGAAAAGCCCCGAUGAGAAAUAUACAACACUUGAAUUCUAUAAUAAGGUGGAAGAAUGGUGCAUUUAGUAGUGUUAGUUAUUUCAAAUUAUAGCAGUUAACUGAAACAAUGUCCAAUACUCUGUUUCAUUUUUUUUUUUUUUUUCUUUUUGUACUCAUUUUGGAGA
Pistacia vera is the source of this 1178-nucleotide messenger RNA. RefSeq lists its product as uncharacterized. The record is from RefSeq and is a predicted model, not a curated record. Gene Ontology annotation, cellular component: mitochondrion. The coding region runs from base 208 to 765 and encodes 185 amino acids. The transcript has 8 exons. Gene Ontology annotation, biological process: mitochondrial respiratory chain complex III assembly. Lineage: Eukaryota; Viridiplantae; Streptophyta; Magnoliopsida; Sapindales; Anacardiaceae.